AGCGGCGUAAUGAUAAAUGUUCUCCUUUUAGGCGGAUCACUUAUUGUUCACGCAAAAUUAAUUUGUCAACCUAUAUAUAAAUAUUUGAUUUUUGUACAGAGUCGAUGUGCAGCGCAAUUGACUUUUGAAGUAAUGACCGAUUUUGUGAAACGAGUUUAAAAUUUAUGGGAAGCAUCCCGACAGACAUCAUGGAGAUCCCGACGGGCGAGUAUUUUUAAUCUUCGGCUGGGUCAGGAUGCCAGUGUUAUUUAGGGUAGACUUUAAACUUAUACCCCGUAGUGUAGUAAUACAGCCCUUCCCGACUGCACAUGGUUGACGAAAAACAUGACAGACAAGCUCACCGCCCAGUGGGCUGUAAAACCGGGCCGUUGUUCAUCUGUUUUACCACCCCGUCCCUUGCUAAAAACAAAGUCACAUGCAGCCGAAUGUGAUGAAAAAGAUGCUCUGCUCCAGCGCCUGUGUGGGGAAGUGGUCGCUAUGUUGGGCCAUACCCCCGAGGGCGUGGAGCUUUCAGAACUGCGCAGCCGGUACAGAGAGCUGUACGGGCGUCGACUCAUCCUGUCCAGGUAUGGCCUGAGGGGUCUCGAGCAGCUACUGGUGCUGCUGGGGGACCGGGUGCACGUGGAGCGCGUUCGUGACAAGAACGUGCUCAAAAGAACAAGCGACAGUCAUCCUGGUGGAUUCUGUGAUUUAAGGGAGGAAUCAAAAACAAACCGCAAGCCUUCUGGUGAGUCCAAAGCCGUGAAGAUGGAGAAGGCCCGUUGUGAUGUCAUAGAUCUGCUAAAGCUGCAUCCAGAGGGCAUCCCCUUCAAAAACUUGCCCAUUGAAUUCAAGCAGAAAUACAACAGGGAGCUCCAAGUGUCUAAGCUCGGCUUCUCCUCUCUACCCCUGUUUCUGUACACUAUGCGUGAGCAGCUGUACCUGAAAAACGACGUGGUUUUUCUGAACUCAUACCAAACAUCUGACCGCACCCAAGGAGCGUCCAGCCCACUGGAGGGAGUCACAUCGGGCCUGCAUGUUCCUUUAUGUGAAACAUCUGCAGCAGAGUGUGCUGCAAACAUGGAGACAGGGCACACUGUUGGCACUGGGCAGCUGUGUCCCCAGGGAGCCUGUGCACAGCUGCUGCCAUGCUCUCCUGCUGUGAGUGCCGUGAAGAUGGAGAAGGCCCGUUGUGAUGUCAUAGAUCUGCUAAAGCUGCAUCCAAAGGGUAUCCCCAUCAACAACUUGCCUAUUGAAUUCAAGCGGAAAUAUGGGAGAAAGCUGAAAGUGUCUAAGCUCGGCUUCUCCUCUGUACUCGCGUUCCUUCACGUAAUGUCUGACAAGCUGUGCCUGAAAAAUGACGUGGUUUUUCUUAAAUCAAACCAAACCUCUGACCCCACCCAAGGAGCGCCCAACCCAAAGGACAGAGCAACGCCUCCAUCUGCUGAAGCAGGCGCAUCGAACAUGGCGGGAGGGUACACUGUCAGCGCCAGGCCGCCAGUUGCCCAGGGGCCCUUGCUGCAGCUGCCAUUAGGCGCUGCUGCAGUGAUCGGUGGCAUACCGCUUAUCCAGCGUCUGCCCCCUGUCGCUUUGGCCCCCGCAGUCGCUGUGCCCGUAGGCCUGUCACACUCCGAUUUCCCGGUGCUGGGGUCGAACCCACCGAAGACCCAGGGAGCCCCGAGAAAAGCGGACAGUACUGUAGUGUUCCGGGAUGCAUUCCACUCCCGGCUGAGGGAGGAGCAUUCGGCUCAUGUUCGGGCCACCGAGGAGGUCGAGGAGCUUUGCAAGGAGCGGAAGCGUGGCCGGGUGCCCAACGUGGAGGAAGUGAACAGCCGGGCCGAGGAGCUGAUCCGUGCCAUCGCGGCCGAAGGGGAGCUGGUCACUGUAGAUAAGGUCGUAUCCAGGCUUUGCAAAUACUACCAGGUUCAGUCUUUGAGACCAAUUAAUCCAAUAUGGCAGCUCCCAGCUGUCAUGGAUCUUCACCGAACCGUGCGGGAAGUCGACAUGUUUAUAAAGUCUGCUGAAGCCGUGCAGUCGAUUUGCACGCUCUACGAAAUGGGCCAGGCGCUGGCAGGCCUCAAGAACAAGAAGCGCUUUGAAGAACUCAACCUGGGCCCACUGUGCAGAAUCCCCCUUAUCCGUAGGAUUUUUCAAGUGGAUGCCACCACCAGGGAUGACGAUAUAGUCACCAUAGAGACGGUGGAUAUUCUGAAGAAUCUGAGGGAUUUUAUGAGACGACGCUCCAAAUCAAAAAUUGAUCUUGUGGAAUUUCUGAAGCACCUUGCUGACCAGUAUAACUGUGAUUCACCAUACAAGCUUGGGAUUAGGAUCCAGGGCCUUGGCCUACCCAUCUCGACCCUGACUAAAGCGAGAAGCUCAGAGUACCUCAUGAUGGACAGAGCCAAAGUGACCCUCCAGAGGGAGAUUGAGGAAGAGGUGGCAGAUAAGAUGAGGAAGAUGAAGAAGAGCAUCCUGGAUCCAGCCCAGGCCAGUGUCCCCUUCUCCUCUGUUGGCAGUCUGGAGCUGAGGAAGAAGUAUGUCUCCCAGACCGCCGCGGAGGCCGUGCUUAUGGUCUUUACCAACGCCGAGGGUGUCUUCAGCGCCAAGAUGACCAAGUAUGUCCAGGACUUCCUUCUGCGUGUGUCGAGCGACAGGCUGACCACAGCCCUCUUCCAGCUGGCCAUCUGCUGUGGCUCCCUCGAAGUCCCCCAGGAUUUGGUUGCUAAAGAAAAGUCCUGCAAGUCCUGCAAGUCCUGCACAGGGAUUAAGCAGGGCCAGGAGGAGAGCACCAUACUGCCCCCUAGUGAGGCUGCUGUCAAGCUCUACUUUCAGGAGUCCUUCUCUAGCCUGAGGGGAGUGCUCUCCCUCGCCUUACUUUCCAGGCAGGAGAAGAAGCUUGUAGACCAUUUCAAAUUCAGGGAGUUCACGCAGCUGAAACAAGGCACCUUCCUGGAAUUCCUGGUGAAGCACGCGCAGGUGCUUCAGGAGGCUGGAGGUAGCAUUAUUCACCUUGGCAGUCAAGAUUACAGUUCCUGUGGCUUCAGGCCCAGCCAGCAGGAUGUGUAUGAAUUCAUCAAGCAGUGUGGGGUUGAGGACCAAGACAGGAUCCCCUGCAUUGAGCACGCCCUGCGGAGCCACUACAAGCUGAGGGACAGCCGGGAUCUGGGAUACGGCCAGCUGUCUACUCAGGUCGACAUGGUGCGUCGUCAGAAAGGGCUGAGCGAUCACGUCCGCGAGAGUCCGGUCCGUUACGAGUCUCCGCUUUUCAUAAGGGAUUUCAGGGGUGGAGUGAUGGAAGCAGUGGGCCUCCUGGGGGCUGUGACUCGUGAGCAGGCCUUGUCUAGCCUAGUGUCAGCCCCCUUGCUGGAGGACCUGGCUGAGUGGUCCCAGUGGGAGCUGGUGUUCCAGCCGCAGCUCGGGCCUCUGAAAGACUUCAUGGAGAGCAACUCGGCCGCUAACAGUGAGCUGGCGGCGCUGGAGACGAAGCCCGGCGUGCUGCUGAGGAUCUCCACCUCCACCGGCGACAUGCUGUUCUCCGAGGCGGCCGAGGCCCUGGAUCCCGUGGGCACAGCGGGGCACCUGGUGUCCAUCGUGGUGGCUGAUGGGAUAGCCAAUGCCCCUGUAGCCCUGCUGGCCAAUCACAUGGAGAGCUCCCUGGCUACGGCUGUCACCCGGGAAGAUGAUGGUACUAACUCAUCCAAGACUGUUGCAAAGUUCAUUCUUGACUGCAUCCUAAGAAUACCAACGAGAAUCUGCAAAGCCCUGCUGACUCAGGUCUUCCUGGAGCCCCUCUCGAGGGUGCUGGGUCAGGCCAAAUCUAAGGCCGUGCUGCUGCAGACGGCCAAGGCAGAUUGGCGCCACCUGAACAGGCUGCACCAUGUGGGCAUCCUGCUGGGGAUGACAGACUGGGUCAAGGACUUCCACAGCAAGCUGAGCCCACCGCAGUCGAAGAUCAUUCCCCCCCUGGUGAAAAAGCUCAUAGGUACUGACUGCAUGUCUGUGAGCAGCAAGUCUUCCGCAGGAGCCCUCAGUGAUGACGAGGACCUGAUAGAGUUCGGCCCAGACCUGGAGACAUCAUCUCUGAGUCCAUCCAAUAUGGAUGAGGACGACGAAGACAGCGAGGAGAAAUUCGAGCUGGUGACAGGGAGGGAUGAGAAGAUGUACGCUUCCUGUGAGGACGUCAGUGAUGCCCCUCAGGACGUGGGGAUCGAAGGUUCAGCUGAGGACGGGCAGAGCAGAGAGGACCUGAGCCAAGUCGACGGGCAACUGAGCCGGCGUAGAGUCAUCAUCGAAAACAUCAGGAAGAACGAGUUUGGAAUCGGUGUGGAGCUGAAUGAGGAGGGUGAGCAGCUCAUGAAGGUUCACCAGGAACGCCUGGGGAGGAGCCUGGACCGUCUGUCUGCUGAGCUCUACAGUAAAGACACCCACUUUGUCCUGGAGCUCAUCCAGAAUGCAGAUGACAACAGCUACAGUUCGAAUGUCCAGCCAGCCCUGGCCUUUGUGAUUGAGAAAGAUUGCAUCGUCAUUCUCAACAAUGAGAACGGCUUUGAGGAACAAAACAUCCGCGCUAUCUGUGACGUGGGACGCAGCACCAAGGGGAAGCACAAGUAUGGUUACAUAGGACAAAAAGGCAUCGGUUUCAAAUCGGUGUUCAAGGUGACAGAUUGUCCUGAGAUUCACUCCAAUGACUUCCACCUCCGUUUUGAGAAGAACAGCGGCCCCAUGGGCUACAUCCUACCUCACUGGGUGGAGGAGGAGAAGGUCGUGGACACAAACAUGAAGGAGUUAAAGAAGCAGAGCUGGAACACCAAGAUCUUUCUCCCACUUCGGUCAAAGAGCUACCAGACCAGGAACCUCUUCCAUGACGUCGACCCGUCGCUGCUGCUCUUUCUGCACCGGCUGCGCUCCAUUACCAUCAUCAACCAGGGUGAGGGCCAUGUGGUGUCAAUGACUCGGAGAGACCUGAGCCACAUGGUCUCAGAAGUGCAGCACAGUGAUGGUGUCGAACGCUGGCUGGUAGUCAAGAGGAUGCUCUUCCCCAACAAGAUUAAGGAGGACGUCGAGUCCACCGAGCUGGCCUUGGCCUUCAGGCUGAAUGAGGACUCCUCCCCCGACGGGAAGUUCCAGCCCGAGAAGCAGCCCGUCUUUGCCUUCUUACCUCUGCGGAGCUUCGGUUUCCGCUUCAUCAUCCAAGGGGACUUUGACAUCCCGUCAUCCAGAGAGGACGUUGACCGGGACAGUGGCUGGAACCAGUGGCUUCGCUCACAAAUCCCCCAGCUCUUCCUCCAUGCUAUGGAUGUCUUUACCGAGCACCCUGAAUUCAGUGGUUUGCAGGGGCUGUGCCGUUUCCUGCAGUUUGUUCCUCUUCCGGAUGAGAUCCUAGACUUUUUCAGUCCUGUGGCGAGUCAGAUCAUUCAGUUGCUGAAAGGCAAGGCCUGUUUGCCUACCACGGAACGCCAAAACGGAGAGGUGGAAUUCAAAUUGCCCUCACAAAUUGCUGCCACUCAAGACCCACUCAUUCAGGAGGCGAUUGGAGAAGAUAUGCUCCAGAGACACCUCAACUUGUCCUACAUGCACCCUACCCUCCAGUCUGUGCUGCCCCAGUCUUUAAUAUCUGCCUUGGGGGUGCAUCGCCUGAGAGGGCAAGACGUUGCCACGGUGACCCGUGCCAUGACUACAGAACUCUUCCGCAGCACAGGGACCUGGUCAGACGCCAAUCUUAAGGAGGUGGCCAAGCUCUUGGUAUGUAAUUUCCGUGCCCUGGAGCAGGAUUAUGGUGAGGCCGGCACCAUACUGGAGGUGCUCAGAGAUAUUCCCUUCAUCCCUCUGGCUGAUGGCCGUGUGGUGUCCUUGAGAGAGGAAGGUGUCUUCUUUCCUCUAAUGGACCCAAAGAACACCGACAUCGGCUUAGAGGCGCUCUACAAGGACCUGAGCACCAUAUCCCCUCAGCUUCUGGACUGCCUGGAUCCACUGGGGAACUCGCUCGUCGUCGAGCUGCUGAAGAGGCUGAACGUGCACCAGCUGGAGCCCCAGAAAGUCCUGCAGGAGCACAUCUACCCUCUUCUGAAGAGCGGAGCCUGGAAGAUGAAACAGGAGGACAUUAUUAUCAGCUACGUCGUGUUUAUCAAGCAGCACUCUCAAAACCAGGACUACAGGACACUGGAUGAAUUCAUACCUGUGCUGACCAAUAAGGGCUUUCUCUGUGCCAGAAAGGCAAAGGUGCAGUUCUCAAAGGAAUACGGUAACAUCGAUCUCCCCACUAAACUCCCAGGUGUGGAUUGGAUCUUGCUGGAUACCUGCUACCUGCAAGCUGACAAAGAUCCUGGAGGUUGGAAGGAAUUUUUCAGUAGUUUGGGGGUGCGGGAUUUGCUCAUCUUCAACAAGGAGCAGCUCUCGAUGUCAUCACAAGACCUGUCCGCGACCCCAUGGGCCAAGGAGGCUGACCUCUGCCACCUUUCGGGUGGCAUGUUCAUCAUAGAGGAUUACCAGUGUGCGGAAUUCCACUCCCUGGUCACUGCUGACCACCUCCCAGACCAGGUGAAGCUGCAGCAGCGACACGAGCUGCUGAACCUGCUGGAGAAAAACUGGGACACCGGGGACAACUACUCUCAGUACCUGAAAGCCAAGGUGCGAGACAGCAAUGGACAGCAGUUGAGAGAGACCCAUUCCUCUUUCUGCUACUACCUCACCCAGCUUCCUUGGGUGCCUGCUUUCAGACAACUGCCUGGCAGACAUGACAAGCCUUCUGUGAACUACUUGCGUCCAAAUUCUGUCUAUUUGAACUCCGAUGAGGUGAACGGCCUGUUGGGAAUCCAUGUCAAUUACAUCCAUCACAUGAGGCCUAGCGAAUUCACCCGCUAUAUAGGAAUGAAGCACUGCGUGUCCCUGGAUGAACUUAUCUCCCAUUUGAAGACAUGGUGCACAAAGACUGUGGACGGUGACUCUGGGGAGCUGGAGGGGGCUUGGUUCACCACCACUGUGGAGCAUGUGUACAAUGUCUACAGCUAUUUGCUCGAAAAUCUAUAUGGAUCCAAGCUGAAGACGUUGUUCCAAGAGACUCCAGCUGUCUUUGUGGAGUGUGAGAGGGAGGACGAGUGGAGCUCAGGCAGGUUCUACUUGUUGAAAGACUUGUGCUGGAACGACCCUACGGGAAUGUUCAGGAGGUAUAAGGAGUGCAUCCGCGAGUCAGAGCAGGAGGUGCAGGAGCCCAGGGUGCUGGCUCCCUUCUACACGAACAUGACGGGCAUGCGAGACUUCUUCCGCCAGAGUCUUGGUGUGGAGCCGAACCCCUCUAUGAAGCAGUAUGUGGACCUCCUCCAAGUCAUCUGCAGUUCAUUCCUCCCCAAUGCCGAUGUUCUACAGGACAUUUCUGUCAUUUUCGCCAAAUUAGCUGAUAAGUGCAAAAAGUCACAGUCUGAAGAGCAGGAGAAUGAUGUUCAGCUGGACUCCAAUUACUGCUCUUCACUCAGGGAAAUGUUGAAGGACAAGAAGGUGUUUCCAACAAAGAGUACCAGCUGGAUGACCUUAGCACGUAACCCCCUGAUCCCUGAUGAUAAGACUUUGGAAAAAGUCUUCAGAUCGUACAGCAAUGUGUGUCUGCUCAACCUCCCCCCUCCUAACAAGCCCAAGACAAGGUCCGCCCAAGAAAAACAAGUGACAUUCAGUGACCAGGAUCGGGCUCUUUUCCUGAACAUCUGCAAAGUGAAGAAGUUGUCUGAGUGCAUCACCACAGAGCCCCAAACUGAGAAUUACAGGCCCUGCCCGGCCCUGCAGACUGAGGUCCGCAGGCUGGUCCCCUAUAUCCAGAGGUACCUCUUCCACCAUGAGGAGAACGCCUACUGCGAGCUUCAGGACGGCGGCAUCGCCCAGCUGAUCAAGGCGCUGUCUUUCGGACAGGUGGGUAAACUUUACAUCCAGUAUCAGCUGAGUAUACCCAACGAGGAACCCAUUUUUGAAAAGGAAGACGCCAUCUGCCUUCUGAAGGACAAAAAAGAGUUGUACAUCCAGAAGGACCAUCUCUCCACUAAGUUAGAUAUCUGCAGGGAGCUGGUGAAGCUCUUCAGCACUGAGAGCAGCAAUGGGAAGGAACUGCAGGACUUCCUGGAGGGACUCAUCUCCAAGCUGGAUGAUGAAGGGGACUUGAAAAGGUUCCUGCAGAGGUGGGACAUUAAAGAGCUGCCAGGCUCUGAGGAGAAGUGGGAGGUUCCACAACCCUUGGAGAUUAAACCUGAACCUCUGGUCUUCGCUGGCUCAAUGUUCGGCCAAGCACCAAGCAUCGUGGAGGAGCAACGUAAGGUUGAGCAGACAGAUGGAGAAGAUACGCUGGCAUGUUGGCCUCCCAAGGCUUCUCUUCAUAAAAAUCCAGGGUCACACACAGCCAGUGCAGGGUCCGUCGUGGAGUCUGUGAUGAAGAUGUGGCCCCCUCCAGCCCCACCCAAAUCCAGUGACGGUGCGAGUGCAGAAGGUCACAGCCGCCACGACAACAGAGAAGGGCCUCAUUCACAGAAAGGACAGAGUCACUUCCAGCCGGGCUCCAGCACAAGCACCUCGCAGUCUACAGACAAAAGCAGUGAGGCCAGCACGCCGGCGGCCCAACCUGCUAACGCUCAGCCGCCAGAAGCCAGUGAAAGUCACGAUGAAGGAACGAAGCCCAAGUUGGUUACGCGGGAAUCCAGGAAACCUACCCAUGAUGCCACUUCUCCGGAGCAGCAUGCAGCCCUCUCAACCAAAAACACAUCUACAGAUAAACCACCAGAACACGGAGGUGCAGGUUCCAGAGUUUUCCAGGGAAAUGGGGCUAUCGAACGUGGCCCCAUGGCUCUGGAUACUCCAGUCUGGUCAAAUCCGUUACCACCAGAGAGUGUACUGGAAGACCUGGUUUUGGACUGUUCCCGGCCCAACACGGUAGAGUUCCCUGAAGAUAAAUCAGACAACCGGGAGAUUGGGGAGUGGGGAGAGCUGCUGGUCAAUGCCUUCCUCACACACUGGAAAGAAAGUGGGAGUCCCAGUGGCCCCAAAGACAUCAUGUGGUACAACCGCGAGGGAGAAGGUGGCCAGCCGUUCGACUUCAAAGUCACCUUCAGUACAGAGGACUCUGGCCUUCAUGAGGUCUUUGUGGAGGUCAAGUCUACCGUGAAGUCUGAGAAACACUUCAUCCGCCUCUCUGCCAAUGAGCUGGAUCUGGCUCUGAAGGAGAAGGAGAGAUACCACAUCUACAGAGUCUACAACGCCGGGGACUCGCAGAACGUGCGCCUCUGCCGUAUAAAAAACCUGGCCCAGCACCUACAUUCCAAGGAGCUGGAGCUCUUUCUGUUUGUGUAGAGCUCCCUAUUUUAACGAUGUCUUUUAAAAGACGACCAAGUGCACUGCUUUUACCACACAAAUCUAUUUUAAAUGAGAUCUUUCUUUUAAUUGUUUUUUAGAAAUUAUUUUUAAGGAUUAUUUACAUUUUAAAAAAAACAUUCUAUGUUCAGUACUUUAAUUGUUUCAUGCUUUGGGGGGCUUUUAUGUAUGCACCCAUAUUUUUCCAGUAUUUUCUGUGUUUUGUAAUUGUUUGAUGGUAAAAUCGUUACUCCUUCAUAUAUGUCAUAAAAAACAGUGAUUGGCUGGACAUUGCUUGGAAAAUGGUUUAAUUAAAAUUGCCUAAAACGAUGUAAGCUGUCUGACCUUUGUUAGUACGGUUCUCAGUCUUCAAUUUCCAAAUGACUGCUAUGAUUAAUAAUUUACAAAUAAAUAUUUGUGUUAACACUGUUGAA
Molecule: messenger RNA, 9734 nt
Organism: Paramormyrops kingsleyae
Lineage: Eukaryota; Metazoa; Chordata; Actinopteri; Osteoglossiformes; Mormyridae
Source: RefSeq, a predicted model, not a curated record